Linum trigynum is the source of this 327-nucleotide messenger RNA. The record is from the annotation of a GenBank genome assembly. NCBI's taxonomy places the organism in Eukaryota, Viridiplantae, Streptophyta, Magnoliopsida, Malpighiales, Linaceae.
AUGGAGGGAGGUUGUCGCCAGAUCGGAUCUGGUGAAGGAACUGCAAGGAUUGUGGAGGAGGGGAAGUCAUAUAGUCAUGUGUGUGGGUUAGCCAUGCUUCUGGUCAGCGAGGGAGUGGCUGAGCACGACGGGAGCAUUGGCGGCGACGUUUGUCGUUGUGGAUGGUGGGUUGACCUGGUCAGUGACGGAGUUGGUGGGUACGACAGGGGGAUUGACGGAGCCGUGGAAACUCGUCGUCGAUCUAGAGUGAAGGUGGAGGGGUUUCACCGAGAAGAAGGAGAGAAACGAAAUGGUAAAAGUAAAUCAAAAUUGUUGAUUAAUUGGUAA